GCCCAGUCUAAGGCAGUCUUAUCUCUCAGUCAGUUCUGAAAGUGUCAUCACCACCCUUCGCUAUGAGAGGUCUAUACGGGGCAGGUAUCCUGCUCUUGGUCUUCGUGACGAAUUCCUUUGCCAGAGGAAGGACUCCUGGGGCGUCCUCCUUUUCACCAUCAAAGGACUCUCUUGCAUCCUACCUUCACAGCCCUGCUAUGGGGCCGGAGGAUCGGUAUGUCCUGGAUGGAGUGCAAGAGAAAGCCAUUUGUCGAGGCUGUGAGAUAAUAGCGACCAGCAUAAAAGUGGAACUUGCACUAGGACAGACAUACGAGCAGAUGAUCAAAGAAGCCUUAUUCGUAUGCAUGGAAGUCAUCAAACUUAGUGAGCUCAGUUGCAGGGGAUAUGUGCAGCUGUUCACCCCAAUAAUCUACCACAUCUUCACCAAUGACACCGUCAUCCCGUCUGAUCUAUGUGGGAUGUUCCUGAGUGGCUAUGGGUGCAACACCACCCAGCCCGGACGUGAUUGGUCGGUUCAAAUCCAUGGAGAGAAACCGCCAGUUGUGCCCAUCGUCCUGCCAGAUCCCAGUCAGCCCACUUUAAAGGUUUUGCACAUAUCUGACAUGCACUUGGACCCAUUGUAUGUCCCAGGAUCAAAUGCUGAUUGUGCUGAGGAUCUCUGCUGCAGGGAGGAAUCAGGAACUCCAGCCACACCGGACGCUGAGGCAUGGUUCUGGGGCGACUAUCGUGACUGUGAUUCCCCUCCGUGGAUGAUCGAGGAUAUGCUGAGCCACAUCAGGACCGAACACACGGACAUCAGUUACGUCAUGUGGACUGGAGACGUCGUACCACACAAUAUGUGGGCAACGACGAGGGACUGGAAUACGAGGCUCAUUAAAGACACCAAUGAAAUCAUCCAGUCAUACUUUCCUGACAUUCCAGUAUUCCCAGUCAUCGGGAACCAUGAGAUGGAUCCUAUCAAUAUGUUCCCGGAUCCAGACAACGCCCCUGAAGAGUUCUCAGCUGAUUGGCUGUACGGAGCUCUGGCUAACCAAUGGGAGAAGGUGAUUCCAGGUUUGGACGUCUCAACCGUCCUCUAUGGAGGAUUCUAUUCGGUUCCGGUCAAACCUGGAUUCAGAAUCAUCUCUGUGAAUUCCAUGUUUGGGUACACGAUCAAUCUAUGGCUCUAUGAGAAUUCCAACGACGUGGCCCAUGAACUGAAGUGGCUGGAAGCUGAGUUGUGGAAAGCCGAACAGGAAGGAGAAUUGGUUCACCUGAUUGGCCACAUUCCCCCUGGACUCCUGUAUAACGAGAGAAGUUGGUCCAGGGAAUACACUAGAAUUAUCAACAGGUACGAAAACAUCGUCCGAGGCCAGUUCUUCGGUCACACGCACAACGACGAGUUCGAGGUCUUCCACGACGGCGAGAGGCCGUUCGGCGUGGCUUAUGUGGCCCCCAGCCAGACGCCCUGGACCGGUCUCAACCCCUCCUACAGGAUAUACACCGUUGAUGGAGAACGCCCGGACACUACCCGGAUGGUCCUCGAUCAUGACACCUACAUAAUGAAUCUGACCGAGGCCCACGAGACGAAUGCCACAAGAUGGCAUAAGCUUUACAGUGCCAAGGAGGCCUAUGGGAUGCCCAGCCUGACGCCCCAGGAUUGGUACCAGCUUGGCCACAGGAUGGCUGAGGACAGGUCGCUCUUUGACCUGUAUUUUAAGCACUUCGUCAGCGCUGGAGAUCCUCUCCUUCAGGAGGGUUGUGACGACAUCUGUUACGUCCAAAGAGUCUGCGACGUCAUGACGUCAGACCGUAACGACCUGGAUGCUUGUUACGGGGCUAUUCGCAGGAUGAAGGGCGUAUCCGGACUGCAGUCUUUUGCUUAACCAUUCUUAAUCUGCGUAAAUCUUCAUGUUUCAUUUCCGUGUCUUCUAUCUAUGUAUCAUGAAUGUAACUAAGACUGACUAUAUAUUAAUAAAGAAUUAGUACAAA
Molecule: messenger RNA, 1971 nt
Organism: Macrobrachium nipponense
Lineage: Eukaryota; Metazoa; Arthropoda; Malacostraca; Decapoda; Palaemonidae
Product: sphingomyelin phosphodiesterase-like
Exons: 12
Coding region: 63-1865 (600 amino acids)
Biological process (GO): sphingomyelin catabolic process; ceramide biosynthetic process
Cellular component (GO): lysosome
Molecular function (GO): acid sphingomyelin phosphodiesterase activity
Source: RefSeq, a predicted model, not a curated record